This is a messenger RNA of Salvelinus fontinalis (brook trout), 4543 nucleotides long. RefSeq names its product eukaryotic translation initiation factor 4 gamma 2-like. The record is from RefSeq and is a predicted model, not a curated record. Gene Ontology annotation, molecular function: protein binding; translation initiation factor activity; mRNA binding. The transcript has 22 exons. Gene Ontology annotation, cellular component: eukaryotic translation initiation factor 4F complex. The coding region runs from base 356 to 3082 and encodes 908 amino acids. Lineage: Eukaryota; Metazoa; Chordata; Actinopteri; Salmoniformes; Salmonidae.
AACAAUGCAUAUUGUGACAUUUCGGCCCCUACAGAUCGAGUUCAUGAAUGACGUCGUAGAUAGACUACCUUUUAGUCUUCUCUAGCACGAAGGAAAAGUGUACGUUCAGAUAGCUACUCUGUCGUACAUGAUAUCAUUGGCUGUCUCACGCUUUCAAAUUACCUUUUUUUUUUUCUUUUACAUUUCUUCUUUUGUGCCCACCCAAAAUACAACACUGAAGUUCUUUUAGUAAAGCACCGUUUUCGCCACCCCUCCCUAUUAUUAUUUUAAAGAUUCAUCGUUGUCAAGCCGCCAAAGUGGAGAGUGUGAUUGCAGAAGGGGGUGCUUCUCGUUUCAGAUUAAGACCGUGGAUAUUAUGCAACAAGAAUGGCUUCAACAAAGCAAAAUCAAGGAAAAUGCUUCUUCGGGAGGAGGAGGUGUUAGGGGUGCACCUCAGCACAAUCCCAAGACUGUCGGCAACAGCGAGUUCCUGGGGAAACCCCCAGGGCACAGCGCUCCGAAAUGGGUUCCUUCACGAAGCACUAGACGAGAUGCCAACUCCAGCAAUGAAAAAGAGCGACACGAUGCAAUCUUCAGGAAAGUGAGGGGCAUACUCAACAAGCUCACGCCUGAGAAGUUUGACAAGCUAUGCCUUGAGCUACUCAACGUGGGCGUAGAUACAAAACUCGUCCUUAAAGCAAUCAUCUUGCUGAUUGUAGACAAAGCCCUAGAAGAGCCCAAGUAUAGCUCGCUCUAUGCUCAGCUAUGUCUGCGUUUGGCAGAGGACGCACCAAACUUUGAUGGCCCUUCAUCCGAAAUCCAAACAUCCCAAAAGCAGAGCACUACCUUCAGAAGACUUCUAAUUUCCAAGCUUCAAGAUGAAUUUGAAAACCGCAGCAGAAAUGUUGAAAUCUAUGACAAACAUGACAACCCUCUUACUUCUGAGGAGGAGGAGCAGCGUGCCAUUGCCAAGAUCAAGAUGCUUGGAAACAUUAAAUUCAUCUCGGAACUUGGCAAACUCGACCUCAUCCAUGAAUCUAUCCUUCAUAAGUGCAUCAAAACACUUUUGGAAAAGAAGAAGAGAGUCCAGCUCAAGGAUAUGGGGGAGGAUGUGGAGUGUCUCUGUCAGAUAAUGAGAACAGUGGGCCCUAGACUUGACCAUGACAAAGCUAAGUCUUUAAUGGACCAGUACUUUGGCCGUAUGCUAUCCUUAAUGAACAACAAGGAGUUGCCUGCCAGGAUCCGCUUCCUGCUGCAGGACACGGUGGAGCUGCGGGACAACAACUGGGUCCCCCGCAAAGCAUUCAUCGACAACGGACCAAAGACCAACAACCAGAUCCGCCAGGAGGCAGUGAAAGAUUUGGGUGUUUUCAUUCCAGCGACCAUGGCCCAGGGGAUGAAGAUGGACUUCUUCUUGGAAGGCCCCUUCAUGCCCAACCGCAUGAAAAUGGAGACUCUCGGGGGAUUGGCUGACAUGUUUGGGCAAAUGCCAGGCGGUGGGAUCGGGACGGGCCCGGGGGUCAUUCAGGACCGGUUCUCUCCCACUAUGGGACGUCAUCGCUCCAAUCCGCUCUACAACGGCAAUGGACACAACAGCCACAACACCGCCCCCCAACCACAGUCUCAGUUCGAAAUGGGUGCCAACAAGCCCUUCAUCAAGUCCAACCAGGUGCAGAAUCUGCAUUUCCAGAACCAGCCGGUCCAGUCCAACAAGGACAUGCCUCCACGCUUCAGCAAGAAGGGACAACUGAACCUAGAUGAGAUCAGCCUGAGACCGGCUCAGUCUUUCCUCCUCAACAAGAACCAGGUUCCCAAAUUGCAGCCCCAGAUGCCCACUAUGAUCCCCCCCAGCACCAACACCCCUCCAAUGGGACAGUCUCCACAGCUCGGCCUCAAAAGCAACCCUCUUCCCAUUCAGGAGAAACCUCUGAAGAGCAGCAAGAAACCGCCGCCGGCUAGGGAAGAGCUGCUAAAAAUAACGGAGACAGUUGUGACAGAGUACCUGAACGGUAAGCACAUUGAUGAAGCUGUUAAUGGCAUCAGAGAAAUGAAGGCUCCCAAGCAUUUUCUGGCAGAGUUGCUGGGUAAGGUCAUCGUGGUGUCGCUGGACCGGUCUGACGACGACAAGGAGCACGCCAGCACCCUCAUCCACACGCUGCGUACCGAGGGCCUCAUCACCGGGGAGAACUUCAUGCAGGCUUUCCUCAACGUGCUGGACCAGUGUCCUAAGAUCGAGGUGGACGUUCCCCUGGUCAAGUCGUACCUGGCCCAGUUUGCAGCACGGGCCGUUAUAUCUGAGCUUGUGAGCGUGGCGGAGCUGGCCCAACCACUGGAGAACGGAACCCACUUCCCCCUCUUCCUGCUCUGCCUGCAGCAGACUGCCAGACUCAAGGACAAGGAGUGGCUCACUGACCUCUUUCAACAGAGCAAGGUCAACAUGCAGAAGAUGCUACCCGAGAUAGACCAGAACAAGGACCGCAUGCUGGAGAUCCUGGAGGGUAAGGGCCUGAGCUUCUUGUUCCCCCUGUUGAAGCUGGAGAAGGACCUGUUGCUGCAGAUCAAGGCUGACCCCUCUCCCCAGGCCAUCUACAAGUGGAUCAAAGACAACAUCUCCCCCAAGCUCCACACCGACAAGGGUUUUGUCAACAUCCUCAUGACCAGUUUCCUGCAGUACAUCUCAGGGGAGCUGUGUUGUGUGGAGGUGGUGGAGGAGGAGGAGGAGGUGGUGGAGGAGGAGGGCAGUGGUGGAGAAGAGCAGGUGGCAGGGCCCUCCAAAGAACAGCUUGACCAGGAGAAGCAGCUGCUGCUGUCCUUCAAACCAGUCAUGCAAAAGUUCCUACAUGACCAGCCUCAGCUGCAGGUCUCCGCCCUGUACGCCCUGCAAGUGCACUGUAACGCCAGCCACUUCCCCAAAGGCAUGCUGCUGCGCUACUAUGUCCACUUCUACGACAUGGAGAUCAUUGAAGAAGAAGCCUUCCUAGCAUGGAAAGAAGAUAUUACCCAAGAAUUCCCUGGAAAAGGAAAAGCUUUAUUCCAGGUCAACCAGUGGCUAACCUGGUUGGAAACAGCUGAGGAAGAGGAGUCUGAAGAAGAGGCCGACUGAGAAACCAACCAGAACCGUCAGGCACCAUAGAGCAGAGAAACAUACUUUAACAUUCAGUACAGAUAUGUUACCACCAUCACCUCCCCCCAUUAUUAAACUACUGAACAUAACCACUGCCAGAGACUGCUUAUGUCCUGCAAUAUAAAGCCAAGCAUGUUAUCAGGGCAUAGUAGAUAACCGUCUGUCUCUGUGGUCUAGAUAGGCUACUGAAGCUUCUGUUUUUAUAGUACCUUCCAUUUCACCUUAAAGGUUGAUUUGUUUUGGGUCCUGUUUCUGCAAUAGGAGUUGAAUGUAGCCUAUGGACUGACUCAACCUACAAAAGUACAGAUGUAGUUUUUCUCCUACUGUGACAAUGGAGUUAGUUUUGCCAUAUUUACUCAUUGUGACAGCAGUAUUGCAUUUCCUCGUGGUAUUAUUUCUAAUCCCCUUUGAAGAAAAGGCUUGUAUUUGACACCUGUUUUAGCCUUCAAGUAAUUCCCCUAAAGGCCAUCCAAAGGAUGCCCAAUCUAGACAGUGAGUUAACUUUAGUAAAACCAUGGAUUUUGUGGGCUUGGUCAACCAACGCUUAUCUGAAAUACAUUCUCCCAUUAUUUUUUUUAAACCAAAGUGCUCUUCAAUGCCCUUUCACUGAUGAGGAACAUGUUACAUUUUGUGUAUAUGGGGAACCUAUUCCUCUCAAGCAAAGCUGUAGACUUAAUACACACACAUCCUUCUGUCAUACCUGAGUGGCUGCAAGGCUCCGUUAACAUGGAAUCAUAUAAACUGUAAGUUAAUCAUUGGUGUGCUGCCGUAACAUUUCAAAAGUUGUCUGUUUCUACCUCUUAGUUAGAUGGGCUUUGUGUUUUGUGCUGGGAUACAGAAGAUCCUUUUUAGAGAGACUUGUACUAGAAAGCAAAUGCAGAAGUCUUCGAAAUGAAUAUCCUGGUCUACUUCCACAAUACAACCUUGGAUUGGACUUCCAAUGGAGCUCCCCUUAUGCGGUUCACUAGUGUUUAAGAACGUAAGAAAGUCACACUUUUUAACUUGAAUUGGAUAACUCAAGGUUGUUUCCCGGUCCCUUUUGCCUGCAAUUUAUGUCAAAGUUGGGGGUCAGGAAUAUAUUCUCCCCAGCAUAUUGAGUUUAUGAAAGUAGAAUGAUAUAUUUGAUUUGUUUCGCAAACCAGAAAUUUGGAACCAAAUAAAUGUUAUCCUGUCUUUAUUGGUGAAUAAAGGUUAGAGAAAGUAAUCUUGCUUCGGUCGUCCCCUUGUAGAACAGGAAAAAAUGCUCAACAGACCAGUAACUCAAGUCUUAAUGAAAUCAUGAGAAAUACAAUUUUAAAUUUGCCCAACAAGAUUAGCAAAUGUGCUCUCAUGCCAUGUGUAUUUAGAAAGCAAUAGAUUUUGAUCAUGUUGUAUUCAAGGAAUGACUAUUGUGCACCUAUUGCAUAACUGUCAAUAAAGUCCAAUACUUGAGCACUGAAA